UCGCGAUAUUUCAACCCGCUUAUUGAAACUGCCCAGUGCAAACCACAAAGUAUGCCAGUAGCAGCACCACCAAUACCGGUUCCUGCUAAUUUUGGAUUUAUUCCAGCGAUGCCCGAUACCGAAGAUGCAGCGGCUGGCGAAAGCCCAUUCACUGUUGACAGUACCCCCAGAAUGCAAGAGAAUGAAGUGGAGGCAAAGGAAAAUACCGAAGAUGCAGCGGCUGGCGAAAGCCCAUUCACUGUUGACAGUACCCCCAAAAUGCAAGAGAAUGAAGUGGAGGCAAAGGAAAGUCAAUCGGUUGCAACAUAA
Gongylonema pulchrum is the source of this 309-nucleotide messenger RNA. NCBI's taxonomy places the organism in Eukaryota, Metazoa, Nematoda, Chromadorea, Rhabditida, Gongylonematidae. The record is from the annotation of a GenBank genome assembly.